UGUACGUCGUUUCCCAAUGGCACUUCGUGAAUAUGAUAAUGAUAUUUCUCCUCGCGAACGCUCACUCCCUCCAGGCCAUGUCUGCGAGCAUUGUCAACGGUAAUUACCGACCGACCGAGCCGAAAUUGGGCGAGUUUCCCUUCCAGGCGAGCAUUCUGCAGAAGUUGAAGGAUGGGAGUUUGCACAGCUUUUGCGGUGGCAGUUUGAUCCACCACAAGUGGGUAUUAACGGCCGCCCAUUGCAUUCAACUGGAUGAAACCACUCCACCAGCUAAACCAAAGGAGACUUUUGUGGCGCUGGGCAGCGUAAUGAGAAACGCCAAAGACGCCCAAUUGAUCGGCGUGUCCAAGAUGGUGAUACAUCCGAGCUACUUGUCAACUGGCGGUAGGAACGACAUCGGGGUGAUCGAGCUAAAAACGUCGGCGCGUUUAGGACGAAAUGUAAAACUUAUUAAACUUCACACCAACAAUGCUGAAUCUUUAAUAGGGACGACGGCCUACUUAACAGGUUUCGGCAUAACGAACGAUUUCUAUCAGGAACCUACAAGAAUGAGGAAGGCUACAAUGCAUAUAAGUGAUUACAAUAAGUGUAUGGGGGAGGAGGAGUACAAGAAGGUGGAAAUUUGCGCCGCUUCCAGCAUUAAAGAAGGCAAAGCAUGCAAAGGAGAUAGUGGCGGUCCGUUGACCAUCCUUAAAAAUGGCCGAUAUAUUCAAGUCGGGAUUACAAGCCAUUUAGCAAUUUUGCCGUUCUGCAGAAUAUCUUUUAAUAAUUCAGUCUAUACCCGGGUUUCUGCUUAUAUAGCAUGGAUCUCCAAGAUUACCGGAAUAGAUUUCUCCAAGUUUAAUCCGCCGACACGCUGAACCUGUCCAUCAUCGCUUUUAUUAAUGCUUCCAACUAUUUGAAACUUAAUUUUGUUUUACCAGAUAGAUACAGAAAGAUUAAAUAUAAUAUACUCAUUGAA
Messenger RNA from Aethina tumida (small hive beetle), 961 nucleotides. Its product is annotated as chymotrypsin-like elastase family member 1. Gene Ontology annotation, molecular function: serine-type endopeptidase activity. The record is from RefSeq and is a predicted model, not a curated record. Bases 33 to 860 code for a protein of 275 amino acids. The transcript has 6 exons. NCBI's taxonomy places the organism in Eukaryota, Metazoa, Arthropoda, Insecta, Coleoptera, Nitidulidae. Gene Ontology annotation, biological process: proteolysis.